Dibothriocephalus latus is the source of this 192-nucleotide messenger RNA. The record is from the annotation of a GenBank genome assembly. Lineage: Eukaryota; Metazoa; Platyhelminthes; Cestoda; Diphyllobothriidea; Diphyllobothriidae.
AUACCAAUUCACGAACUGCAGAGUCAGUCUAUCCGGUUCGAGGUUCUGUCAGUCGAACGCACAAAACGAAGCAAAGUUGUGGGCUUCGUCUCCUUCCCCCUCUCCGCCCUGAAGACUGCGGACUCACAGUGGCAGCCAGUGAGGGUUGCGCGUGACCUGCAACUCUAUGAACUGUCCAGUGUGAGUUACUAA